AGGUUGUAGGUUAUGAUCCACAUGAAAUAUUGUAAAUAAGAGCACAAAUUAGAACUCGGAAAUCAAGUAACAAAAAUGCUGCGAUCUCGCUUAUCUAUUUUGUGUUUUAGAAGAAAUAAGCACAGCAAGACACAUUGGUCUCAAGCCCGAAAGAAACAGUUCGCUAAGGAUCGGGCGCUGGAAAAUUUUGACGACUUUUACGGCCAGGUUUAUGGCAAUCGAUGGAAAAGUAUCCGUGUAGCCUUGUUAGGUGAACAUAAGUAUAUGGCAAUGGUAAACCAGUUUGGUGAUACAGAAAAAACCAUCGCUUUUCUGCAAUCGGAUGGAGCUAUCAAUGUAAGGGACAUUUACAGCGCUAAAAAACAAUUUCUCACCGAUGCCAGCAGUGACAUGUUUACGGGCAAUAAGAUUUUCAAAUUGGAUCAGACAAUAGAGCAGUUUGCCGAAAAUCAGGAGCAGCAAGAAAGAGGACGAUUAUACAAAGAGAAUGCAUCAGACAUGUCUGAAAAUGCUGAACCCGAAACGAAACAAUCUCGAGUCGACUACAAAAAGUCGCUAAGUCAGACUCUGCAGGACAACACAGAGAUGGAUUUCCAGCGACUGAUUGAUCCUAACCUGGGAACAGCGGCUUUACACGAAUUCAUACCCGCAACCAAACUGAAAGGCAUGGAAGAUUUCGUGCCUGAAUCUGAUCACUACAAAUACUACAGCAACAGUACGGAUUUUCCUAUCGCCGUCGAAAUGGAAACCAGCUUCGAAAUACCAGAAUAUCUUAAUAUUUUUACAUACGAACGAGGGAACGUUUCGGAAUUUAGAUCCCCACGAAAAUGUUCUACCGGUGUUUUAUCACAUUUUCUUAUGGACGGAGCCUCAAUUCUACCCGCAUUGGCGUUAGAUGUCCAACCAGGAGAUCGAGUGCUAGAUGCAUGUGCAGCCCCUGGUGGGAAGUCGCUACUUCUCCUCCAGACGCUUCGUCCUGGGACGCUCGUAUGUAACGAUGUUCAGGAAAGUCGUGUUAACCGCAUUAAGAAGUUGAUGAACAGUUAUGUUUAUAACUUCGGAGACAGCUGCAAGAAGGAGCGUUGUUUUGUUAUUCAAUCGGAUGCACGGGACCUGCAGGAUUACAACAUGUACGAUCGGAUACUAGUCGAUGUCCCUUGCACUACUGAUCGACAUUCGGUGAUGGAAAAUGACAACAAUAUUUUCAAAUCAACCAGAGUGAAAGAGCGGCUUAAGCUUCCCGAAGUACAGGCGGCAAUUUUAGCCAACUGCCUAAAGCUGUUGCGACCAGGAGGAUCACUGGUGUAUUCCACGUGCAGUUUAAGCCCGGUGCAAAAUGACGGUGUGGUGCACAUGGCCCUGAGUAACGUGUUCAGCGAUACCGGUCUAACGGUGACCGUGAGGGAUCUCAGCUUAGUAAUGCGCCCUUUUUCUGAUAUCUUUAAAUUCGCCCAUCCAAACACCCUUAAGUACGGUCAACUGGUGCUACCAUUCCUACCGACUAAUUUUGGACCCAUGUACUUUUGUAAAUUAGUACGAAACGAUUAGAAAACAGGCUGUUUUAUAUUUCAUAGAUUGGAUAAUAAAAGUGAGCCCUAGGACUUCAUUUUC
Wyeomyia smithii (pitcher-plant mosquito) is the source of this 1611-nucleotide messenger RNA. RefSeq names its product 5-methylcytosine rRNA methyltransferase NSUN4. Bases 76 to 1548 code for a protein of 490 amino acids. The record is from RefSeq and is a predicted model, not a curated record. Gene Ontology annotation, cellular component: mitochondrial large ribosomal subunit. Lineage: Eukaryota; Metazoa; Arthropoda; Insecta; Diptera; Culicidae. Gene Ontology annotation, biological process: rRNA methylation. The transcript has 3 exons. Gene Ontology annotation, molecular function: methyltransferase activity.